GGAAGCACGUGAAGGGCGCAACGUCAUCAUAAACACUCGUAGGCAACAUGGCGGCGCCUCCGAGCGGCAAGGUUGCGUAUGAGCAAGAAGGAGUUUUCAUUCAUUCACCUUGUGGAAAAAAUGAUGACCAGGAUAACUUAAUAGCAGGAAUACUACGUGUCAUAGAAAAGGAAAAUGAAGUAAUAGUUGACUGGAGACCAUUGGAUGAUACUUUGGAUACUUCUAAUAUCCUCUGUGCUGGAAAGGAUUCCAGUUCUGUUGUGGAGUGGGCUCAAACUCCUAAAGAAAAAUCGUUCCGAGGAGCAGAUCGUCCUAGUAGUUAUGAAGCAGAAUGGGACAUGGUCACCACUGUUUCUUUUAAAAAGAAGCCUCAUUCAAAUGGAGAUGCUACAACUCAUGCAAAUGGAGAAAGCAAGUGGUCAUUCCUGUUCAGUUUGACAGAUCUGAAAUCAAUCAAACAAAACAAAGAAGGCAUGGGAUGGUCUUAUUUGGUGUUCUGUCUAAAGGAUGAUGUGAGGCUCCCAGCUCUUCACUUUCAUCGUGGAGAUAGCAAGCUAUUGAUUAAAUGCCUUGAAAAGCAUGUUGUGCUGAGUGAAUCUCCCCAGGAUAAAAGAAUUCUUCUUGUGAAUUCUCAGAGCAAGUCUUUGUCUCAGUCUUUUGAAAAUCUCCUUGAUGAACCAUCAUAUGGCUUACUACAGAAACUGAAGAAAGAUCCAUACACAGCAACGAUGGGAAGAUUUUCCAAAGUCACAAACUAUAUUUUUGACAGUUUUCGAUUAACUGACCCUUCAACUCAAAGACGACCACCAUCAGAAAUGGCAGACUUUCUCAAUGAUGCUAUUCCAGGUCUAAAGAUAAAUCAACAGGAAGAACCAGGAUUUGAAGUCAUUACACGAAUUGAUCUAGGAAAACAGCCUGAAGUUAGUAGAAGAGAGCCUGUGUCAGCUGAAGAGUGGGCUAAGAAUAUGGAUUCUGAAGGAAGAAUUUUAAAUGUUGACUACAUAAAGCAAUUGAUAUUCAAAGGGGGACUGUGCCAUACUUUAAGAAAAGAGGCAUGGAAAUUUCUUUUGGGUUAUUUUCCUUGGAAUAGCACUAAGGAAGAGAGAGCAAAUCUGCAAAAAAGAAAAACGGAUGAAUAUUUCAGGAUGAAACUGCAGUGGAAAUCUGUCAGUGAGGAACAGGAAAAACGAAAUUCAAGAUUAAGGGACUACCGGAGUCUUAUAGAAAAAGAUGUAAACAGAACAGAUCGAACAAAUAAAUUUUAUGAAGGUGAAGAUAAUCCAGGAUUGAUUUUACUUCAUGAUAUUUUGAUGACCUAUUGCAUGUAUGACUUCGACUUAGGUUAUGUCCAGGGAAUGAGUGACUUGCUUUCACCUGUCUUGUAUGUUAUGGAGAAUGAAGUUGAUGCCUUUUGGUGCUUUGUAUCAUACAUGGAUCAAAUGCAUCAGAAUUUUGAAGAGCAGAUGCAGGGUAUGAAGACACAACUAAUUCAGCUGAGUACUUUGCUUCGCUUACUAGACAGUGGAUUUUGCAGUUACUUAGAAUCUCAAGACUCAGGCUACUUAUAUUUCUGCUUCCGAUGGCUUCUUAUCAGAUUUAAAAGGGAAUUUAGCUUUCAAGAUAUUCUUCGACUCUGGGAGGUAAUGUGGACAGAAUUGCCUUGCCAGAAUUUUCAUCUUCUCCUCUGCUGUGCUAUCUUAGAAUCUGAAAAACAGCAGAUUAUGGACAAGCAUUAUGGCUUUAACGAAAUACUAAAGCAUGUCAAUGAACUGUCUAUGAAAAUUGAUGUGGAAUACAUACUCUGCAAAGCAGAAGCAAUUUCUAUGCAGAUGAUGAAUUGUAAGGAAUUGCCUCAAGCAGUUAGUGAGAUCCUGGGUAUAGAAAGCAGAUCUGUAACACCAGAUUCAUAUAUUGGAGAGGAUGAAAGUGGAGCUGUGUUGAGUUCUACAUCGUUAUAUCAGAGUGUCUCAACACCUGUAAUUGUGGCCAAUGGAACAAGAGACAGCACCCAACAGAUGUCUGAGAGACAGAGCUUGACACCUGCGUAAUUACAGUUGGUGAAACUGAAGAAAGACUUUUGCUGAGCACGUUUGUUUCCCCCCCACCCCAAAAGCACUUGAGAGGAGGAUAUUUAAAUUUGGUGUUGAUUAAGCUUUAAGGUUGGAAAGAAAAUCUGUACUGUAAUGCUCUUGCAUUAAAGCUUUACAACAUGACUCAACUUAAUUAUUUUUGUAGUUUCUUCUACCAAAAUAGCCUUUUGUUUUCAAUAACAUUCCUUAAUAUUUUUGUAGCCAAGUGCAUUUUCUUUUUGCUGGUGAACUGGAAAUGGAUGGUGAUUAAGAAUGAAUUUGAAAAUGAUGCAUCUGCUGAGCUUCACAUGUAUUGAUCUAGGACAGUGUGAGUUCUUUGAUUCAAGCAGAUUGAAAAUAAGUCAGCUGAAGCUGCUGGACAAAACUUCCAAGCUGAAGAGAUGCUGAUGUGUUAGAUCACUUUGUAAAUGAAUGGGGUUUCCCUUUCUCAAAUGUUUACAAAAAUACUUCUGAGUAUUUGUUGCUGGUUGAAUGUAGAUUUGAAAUGGACAUUUUUACUUACGCAGUUUAAUGUCCAAAUACUGAAUUUUGUGUAACUGGGAGUGGAUGAACAGUAUAUUUUUACAUUAACAUAUCUUCACUUUAUAUAUGCGUAUAUAUAUUUACACACAUACACACACAUUAUAUAGAUAAAUGUUUGUGAAUACUAAAGGAAUAGUUGUAUUUUCAAUAUCUGAAUAAGCUUGACUGUUCAUUCACGUGAAUCAGUUUGACCAAAUUAAUGCACAGCUCUAACUUGGGCUCUUUUUCAAAACUGUUUUCUAAAUGAAGAUAACUUUCAUGUGAAUACAUUCAGUCCUACGCUUAAUCUAAUUUUGCAAUUGAUUUCUUGCCAACUUUACUAAUGUUUAUCUUUGCUAAUAGAUUAACUGAUCAAUAAAGUACUUUCACUGUUUUUAUGCCAGAUUAUUUGGAAAAUCCAUAAGCAGGUUUAAAAAAACCAAAAGUUGUCACAAUUAUAUUAAUGCAUUUUUUUGUAUAUGCAAAAGGCAGUGUGAGUUUAUUCCAUGCCAUGCUGAUGUCCUUUGAAGUUAUGUGAAAUUUAACAUAACUGAUUCAAUGUAUUCAUUAUUUGGUAACUAUUGUACAUAUAUAAAAUAAAAAUCAAAGCUGAUUUAGUGUUUUUAAUUAAAUCAUAUUUAGAGAAAAAAAUUCUAGUUGUCUGGUUGUUGAUAUAACAUGAGAUGGAAGAGAUAGGUAACAGCAGUUAGUCCAUUGAUUCUGUAUAUUUUGAAUGUUUAAUGAAGAGCAGUGGUGAAAUCUGCUUACUACUGAGUAGAACAUGUUGUCAGUCAUCCUUAGGCUGUUGAUGUUUAUGGAGCAGUUUUUCUUUUAGAGCAGUUUACUAGUACAAAUGUGAUUUGUACCAUCUGAAGUAAAUACGAGCAAUACAAAAAGGCUUUAAUAGAUGAAUCAAGUUGUUACAGUAACUUGAGACCCAAUUAAACUUCUCACAACAAUUGUGGACAAACACUGUGAAGAGCUGAAUCAGUAUAGAUUUUGUUUUUAAUACCUUCAGCAUGCUAUCUCUUCAUCAGUUAAUAAGGAAGACUCUUACUUGGUGAAUGUCAAGGAUUCACAGCUCAGCGUAUCUACAGCCUUUCAUUUCCUGUUCAGGAAAUUACAGUGAAGCAUCGUGCCUUUGUUCCCAGUUGAGCAUUGUGUUUCUUGGCAGAUCAUUUUACAUAGCACAGAAUAUGUAAAGGCAUUAGAAUUUAUAUAAUCAACACUUUGGUUCAAAUAAAUUAAGCAAGUUAGUUUCGGUAUUUUUGGAGCAAGUACCUUGGUUCACUUGGACUUUGAAGUGCACUUCAAAAAUGUUUUUGUCAAAAAUUGUAUUAAAAUAAAACUCUGGGAGGAAGGAAAAUGUCUAAAAUUGAGAAAUAUAAUAUAAGUCUGCCAAGAUUAACUGUGCCAGGUUCUUAUGCAAGAUAUGCAGUCAGAUUCCCCAAAGGGGUACAGAAGUGUCAUAUUAAGACUUUUUCAAGAUGUUAAUAACUGGAUAAGCAUGAAUACUCAAUUUUCAGGAGAAGUGUAUGUAUUUGGUAUUCUGUCAUUUCUUUCAAUUGCAAGCAAGGCUGAUAGGAAUGCUAGCAGUCUUUUUAAAAAAUUAAAGUUUGCCUUUUGUAUUUGGGACAUAAGUUAUAAUAAGGGACAUAAUAAGUUAUUAACCACCCCUCAGAUGUCAAAGAUGAGAAGGUUGCUCUUGAAUUAAACAGUGACGAGUUGCUCUGGAAGGUUUGAAGUGGGUAGGCUCACUUUACUUCCCAGGAGCAGUAAGAGCAAAUGCCCCUGCAGUAUUCUCUGUCUGUAGUUUCCUUCCUUCCCUCCCUGCUCACAGGCAGCCUUGUAACAUACUGCAAUCACAAAGAACCUCUUCCUCCUCUACUGUUUGUUAAAGACAGAUUUAGUCUAAGCUGAGACUGCAAACACUGUGGAAGUGUUCAGCUGAAUCUCAGUGGCUGAAAAAUGCCGUGGGUUGGGGGUCCUGAUGUAUUUUUCAUACUUGAAAAACCUAGAUUGGAUAGAAUUAAAAAAUAAGAACUCUUAUUUUUGGUUAGAGUUGUCAAAGAUGUACAAGAGGCAAUAUCUUAGUUCCUUCAGAGCUGUUUUGUUCUAUAAUGCUUGACUUGUAGAUAAUUAUUUUGGGAGGAGUGAGCGGGGUUAUUUAAAACUUUGUACUUUUCAAUCAUAGCAGUGUUAUAAUAGUAACUGUUCCAAGGUAAAACUUAUACCUAUCUAGCUCUCUCCUGAAUAGAUCUUUACCAUUUUGCAUGUUCAGGCAAUUCUAUUUGCUUUGAAAAUGUUUUCUCAAUGAUUCUUGCUUUUGUUUGGUGGGAAGAGGAUAGCUAACAAAAAGGAGAACUGGACAAAGCUUUUAUGUUUGGAUUACUGAAUGUUUAUGGAAUGGCUUUGAUACUGGGAAGUUUAAAAAGAAAAAAACACCCAAAAGGAUGAUGCUAUAUUAAACUGUGUAAACACUUUAA
Rhea pennata is the source of this 5077-nucleotide messenger RNA. RefSeq names its product TBC1 domain family member 15 (gene TBC1D15). The record is from RefSeq and is a predicted model, not a curated record. Gene Ontology annotation, biological process: activation of GTPase activity. The transcript is spliced from 17 exons. Gene Ontology annotation, molecular function: GTPase activator activity. NCBI's taxonomy places the organism in Eukaryota, Metazoa, Chordata, Aves, Rheiformes, Rheidae. The coding region runs from base 48 to 2048 and encodes 666 amino acids.